AUGAGCGCGAUCUCGGAAGACACCGUCCACGUGGACAUGGAGCAGGAGCGCGAGGAAGAUGAGAUGGAGAGCUUUGGGUUUCAGGAAGAUGACGACGACGAUGAAGAGUACGACUACGAGUCCGACGCCGACGACGACGACGACGAUGGCCAAGCGAUCGCGGCCCCGACCAACACGCCUGCCGACGUUGCCUCGAACGAGUACCGCAUCAUCUCGCCCGACUUGCUGCGCACGCAGAAGGACGACCUCGUCCGCGACGUCGCUUCGAUCCUGUCCGUGUCGGUCGACAAGGCCAGCCUCCUCCUGCGCCACCUCUUUUGGGACAAGGAAAAGCUCCUCAACAUGUACUGGAGCGACCCGGAAGCCGUCGACGCUGCCGCUGGAGCGUGCUUUACAGGCAAAGAAGUGGACGCGGCCACAUGCAAGGACCCGUGCAUGAUCUGCAUGGAGACGCCCGAGAGCGGGUUCACGGCGCUGGGUUGCCAGCACUUGUUUUGUCGCGUCUGCUGGCUGGGGUAUCUGCAGACCAAGAUCUCAGAGGGCCCCUUGUGCGUCACAACGACGUGCCCCCAGCAUGGCUGCAAGGAGCGCGUGAGCGACUCGAUCUUCAAGAAGCUUUUGCCAGCAAACGAGUACAAGGCGUUUGACAAAUUCCUGCUCCGGUCGUUUGUUGACAUCAACCGAAGCAUCAGGUGGUGCCCGGCGCCCGGCUGCAACAAUGCGAUCGUGUCGUCCGGCGGCCUCACGACCGUCUCGUGCUCGUGCGGUUGCCUUUUCUGCCUUCGCUGCGGCGAGGAAGCGCACGCGCCCGUCACGUGCGACCAGCUCGCGCUUUGGCAAGAAAAGUGCAAGAACGAGAGUGAGACUGCCAACUGGAUCCUAGCCAACACCAAGAAAUGCCCCAAGUGCUCGGUGCGCAUCGAGAAGAACCAGGGCUGCAACCACAUGACGUGCCGCGGUUGCAAGUACGAGUUUUGCUGGAUCUGCAUGGACGUGUGGUCCAACCACAACUCGGCCACAGGUGGCUACUACAAGUGCAAUCGCUACGAUCCGGCGGCGGCGCCGCAGGACACGGACGCGGCGCGUGCCAAGGCCGAGCUGGACCGCUACCUUCACUAUUACCAACGCUAUGCCAACCACGCCGAAGCAGGACGGUAUGCGCUGCGCAUGCGCGAAAACACGGACGCGCGCAUGACCGAGUUUGAAGCCGAAGCCAACGGCUCGUACAUGGACGUGGGUUUUCUGAACGCGGCGAUCGAGGCCAUGGUUGCAUGCCGCCGCGUUCUCAAAUACUCGUACGUCUACGCGUACUACUUGUCGCCGGGGCCGGAGAAGAACCUCUUUGAGUACCUCCAAGAGGAUCUUGAACGAAACACAGAACACCUCACACAUUUGGCCGAGAAGCCGCUCAACGAAAUUGACCGCUCAGAGCUCAACAACUACACACGCGUGACGGAGAAGUUUCUCAAAAACCUACUUGGCGACGUCGACGACGGCCUCGUGCAAGAGUAG
Saprolegnia diclina VS20 is the source of this 1512-nucleotide messenger RNA. RefSeq lists its product as hypothetical. The record is from RefSeq and is a predicted model, not a curated record. NCBI's taxonomy places the organism in Eukaryota, Oomycota, Saprolegniomycetes, Saprolegniales, Saprolegniaceae. Gene Ontology annotation, biological process: positive regulation of proteasomal ubiquitin-dependent protein catabolic process; protein polyubiquitination; ubiquitin-dependent protein catabolic process. Gene Ontology annotation, molecular function: ubiquitin conjugating enzyme binding; zinc ion binding; ubiquitin protein ligase activity. Bases 1 to 1512 code for a protein of 503 amino acids. Gene Ontology annotation, cellular component: cytoplasm; ubiquitin ligase complex. The transcript has 7 exons.